Messenger RNA from Diaporthe amygdali, 471 nucleotides. RefSeq names its product ethanolamine utilization protein eutt. NCBI's taxonomy places the organism in Eukaryota, Fungi, Ascomycota, Sordariomycetes, Diaporthales, Diaporthaceae. The coding region runs from base 1 to 471 and encodes 156 amino acids. The record is from RefSeq and is a predicted model, not a curated record. The transcript is spliced from 2 exons.
AUGCCAGCAACAACCACAAUCCCCACCCUAACCAUCGCGGCCGCCAAGGCAGCAACAGCCGCCUGCGAAGCCAAGGCCGCCGAGCUCGGGGUGCCGAUGAACAUCGCGGUAGUGGACAGCAGCACGCACCUACUGUCCUUCACGCGCAUGGACGGUGCGAAACUGACGUCGGUGAACAUCGCCAUCGACAAGGCCUUCACGGCGGCCGGCCACCGCCUGCCCACCUCGGCCUACAAGGACGUCGUGUGGCCAGGGGGCGCCGCCUACGGCAUCAACGGAACCAACGGCGGCCGCUUCAACGUCAUCGGCGGCGGCCUCCCCGUCAAGGGGCUCGGCGAUGAGGUCCUCGGCGCCGUCGGCUGCUCCACCGGCACCCCGGCGCAGGACGAGACUGUUGCGCGGGCGGGCGUCGAGGCUGUCGAGAAGCUGGUCCAGGAGGAGGGUCGGGGGCAGCUGAAGGCGAAGCUUUGA